CUAAAACUAAUAUAGAAAGCGAAACAUUUAACGGCAGCAAUCGGCUUUCGUUUUCCAUGCUGAUUCGGGAAAACUAAAACAUGAACAUGGACGACAUCGCCAUGGUUGAUUUCACAUUAGAUAAGAUAAAAUGAGUCGAAAAGGGAAAUGAUCAUGAAAACAAGGACUGCUUACCAAAACUAAUCGAAAGCGAAACAUUAACGGCAGCAAUCGGCUUUCAUUUUCCAUGCUGAUUCGGGAAAACAAACACGAAUGGAGGCAUAACAUCGCCAGGAUAGAAAUCACAUUACAUAAGAGAAAAUGGUUCGAAAAGGGAAAUGAUAACAUAAACUGAUAACCAAAACUAAUCGAAAGCAAACAGCAAUUACUUUCGUUUUCUAUGCAGAUUCGGGAAAACUCGAUGGGUUUACAACUUUCAGAAUAGGGAUACUGAUGUACGGUAUAAAAGUCAGAAUACUUUAAGAAAAAGGAACACUCUCUGCACAGGCUGACACUCAACUUCUCCAUAGCUCCACUGCAAUCGUCCUAUAUGUUUGUCUUGAUUUGUUUUGAUUUCCGCCUGACUUAGCUUCCCGGUACUUACAAUGGCAGGCUUGAUAAAGGACAGAACAGUAGGUCACGUGGAAUCUCCAGAAUCGUCAGUCAGACAAUUUGGCAAGCAGUCAGAAAUAAGAGAAAUGAAAGUGACUGAAACAGAAAAUAUUUACAAGACGUACUCACUUCCUCCCAACAAGAUCUACGCUCACCUGAAUGACCUUGAUAAAGCUAUCAAGACUCAGAUAGCCGAGAAAACCGUUGCACUUGAAAGGAUCAUCGCAGAACAAGAGAAGGCGAUAUUUGACAUGGUCGAGAGAAACGCUGAACUUGAAAGGAUCAUCUCAGAACAAAAGAAGAUAAUAUCUGAUCGUGAAUUGGCCUUGAUGGGUAAGCACACUGAAGAACUAAAAGUCAGCCCAUCAAGUCACGUCCAAUCGACUCAAACAGAGGCUCUCCCAUUGUUCCCCAUGAAGCCGACACCGCCUAAGGAUGGAGUGCCUCGGAAGAAUGGUCGUCGCCACAGACGACAUCAAACAUAUCCCUUUUUUCAAGACGGAAUGCCCUCAAACAACUAUCUCCAACGUGACGUUGGCAUCCUAACUGUCUUGCCUUCAAACCCAAAGGAAGGCUUGCCAUUUUUAAUGAUUCCUUUGAAACCGGAGCCCAAAGGAAGGCAUUCGAGUUUGCACAAUGAUCGUGAGCCGCACACACCUGAGGGUCUCCCUCCGAUUCCAGCGGGAGACUUGGAAUCGCCAUCCUUCCACCAUUCUCUCGCCGGUACAUUUAAUGUGGAAAUACCUUCGAUAUCAUGCAAGUUUAACGUGCAAGACCCUUUUUGUAUUUUGGCUGAGCACGUGUAAUGUGUCAGCCGAAGUUCAUUUGUACAGCUUCGAGUCCAGUAAUGACGCUAAUAUUCAUAGGACAUUGGUAUUAACUAUUUAACAAUUAGAUUUUGAUCCCUAGCUAGAUAAUCAUUUAUUGAUUUAAACUGCUUUUUCCCUCAUCCUCAAUGUGAUUUCUUUUGUGUUAUUCCCCUAAACCUCGGCGUCAAGUUAGAAUUUAAAUACAUCGAAAUUAGCCUGUUUAGGAUAAGGCGGGACGCUGGUUUCGACGUGCACACCACUAUUUAAACGUUCACUUAUACAAGUCGCUUGGAAGUUCGCAUCUUUCACAAAUAGCGCGACAAUGUGGCCACGCGAUGGCAGGCUGUCCACAGAUCCUUUGCUUUUUCGAGAUCGCAAGCUUAGCAAAAUGUUAACCUGGUGCGUGGAAUAUGAACAAGCCCUCGAAGAAAAAUAACUCGCAGCAAAAACUAAACGCCUGUGGAGAGACUAACAGGAUUGAAAAAAGAAGAUUUUGCCUGUAAAGGAACUUUACUUUGCAGACGCAUAGAUCUGAAAAUUGAACAGAAAUACCAAUGAUUGUAAAGAAAAUGCUGCAUAAGAGAUUAAAUAUGGUCUAUAAUCUAAACUUUGUAACUGUUGUCAAAAAAUUGGA
This is a messenger RNA of Orbicella faveolata, 2034 nucleotides long. RefSeq lists its product as uncharacterized. The record is from RefSeq and is a predicted model, not a curated record. NCBI's taxonomy places the organism in Eukaryota, Metazoa, Cnidaria, Anthozoa, Scleractinia, Merulinidae.